AUGACGGACAUGCUCUCAGUCUUUGGCUUCGUGGUUGGGCUCUUGGCGGGCCUAGCUGGGAUGAUCAUCAUGUGGGUUCUGCAAUCUCAGAGUAAAAGUGCCCACACAGUGCAUUCAGAAGCGAUGCAGCCGGUGUCCUCCACAAGUGCUCCUACGAAGCAAAGGACAGAUGCUAUGGAGCCUACGGACCGCAAGUCAGAGAGUCGCUCUGCUGCACCGCCUGGACUCCCAGACCCUUUCGAGGCACUGCUGCCAGACAUCAUGAGUGACGUGGCUGCUGAUGCGACCGGAGGGAAACCAGUGCCACCGACUACGACACCUACGCCUCUGACUCCUACCGCGCCCACCAUGGCAGAUGGAGCUCAUGGUGGUGUUGCGACUGCAACCGCAGUCCCUGCUCCCCCGGGAGACCUUGCCUCAGCAAUGGAGUCCAUGAAGUCCUGGAUGAGUGGAGAGCUGCAGGAGCAAAUCCAAACCCUCUUUGAGCAGAACCUCCGCUCCCUCCAUGCGACAACUACGCCAACGCCGCCUACAACAAGCACACCCGACUUCGACUACCUCCAGGCGGAAGUGGACUCCCUGAAGUCGUCUAUUCAGGGCAUGAUCAAAAUCCAAGAUAAAAUUGUCGCCAAACUGGAUGAGCUCGGUGAUCUCGGUGGUCGGCGACACGCUUACAUGGAAACUUCGACAGAUGGCACGCAAGACCAGCUUCGGGGCAUCACCAGAGACGUACAGGCACUGGGGGCCAGUCACAAAGAACAUCGCCAGGCCAACAAGGACGCAGCUGCUGAAGCUGGCCGCCGUUUUAUGGAGGUCCUGAAGGAGCUGGCAACGCUCUCGAGCAAAGUCCACAACGGCUUUGCAGGACUCAGUGGGAUCGGCCGAAGUGCGAUGGCAGCUGCCCAGGAGGCGAAGGCAGCAGCCGAGCAGGGCCUCGAGAUCGGUGAGAAGACGCUCGCGGCAGUUCGGGUGGCGGGACCGUCCCCUUCCGAGCGCGAGCUCCUGGAGGGUGUCGCGGAGAGCCAGAAAGCUCUGGAGGCCAUCAAGGACCAGCUGGGAACACUGGAUGGAGCGCUUGAAGGCAUCAAGCAGCAGUUGGCGAGCCCACUGCCGCCGCCACCACACAAUCCACCGGCUGUUGUGACUCAGGUGGUGCCACCGCCCCCCCAGCACACACCGAACCUGGUGCACUUGACGGGUGGCUCCGCACCUUCGUGGAACACGCCUCCGACCGUGAUGGUGGGAAAUCCCCAGCAUCUUUUGCGCAUGCUUGCAGGGCACUCUGAUGGAUCCAACUGA
This is a messenger RNA of Symbiodinium sp. CCMP2592, 1299 nucleotides long. NCBI's taxonomy places the organism in Eukaryota, Dinophyceae, Suessiales, Symbiodiniaceae. The record is from the annotation of a GenBank genome assembly.